AGAACUAUGGAGAGAAUUAAAGAAGACAAAAUAAAAAACUUCCAUAUCUUCCAAUAUAUUAUUCUCUUUCUCUUUUUGUAUUUUCCAUUUUCUCUCUGUUUAUAAACUUCUCUUUCUGCUUUUUAUCCCUCCUCCUGAAUAUUUUCCUCUCUGUUUUUUUUUUUCCCGGGAAAGUUUCUCCUUUUUUUGUUUCUUUUUUCCCGGAAGGAGAGGUUUUGUGAAUACCCAUCUCGAGGUAAACAAGAUUAUAUAUAUACCCAUCUUGAAAAGAUACAUCCUUUUGGGUUUUUGGAAUCACUCACCACUCAUCUCCUCUGUUUUAGCUUUGCUGAAACUUUUUGGCAAUUAGCUAACGGCAAAGUAGUUGUUUCAGGGCUUCUGACUCUUUAGUUUACAUGUCUUGUGUAAUUCAAUAGGAGAAUGAAUCAAAAGGUUCAUGCUUUCACUAGAUUCUAAAGCUAGGGUUCUUCUUGGGAACCUACUUACUCUGUCUCUACAUUAGCCUUUGAGAUUGGGUUUGUGUCUAAGCCAUGGAGUCUUCCCUUGAUGCAUGUUCUUCAGACCCUUUGACUAGAACGGUGAAAAGCGAGAACAUGUUGUUGUUACUCGAGGAUCUUUCUUCCCAAAGGAAGACGGUGAAAGAUCUCCACUUGGAGCUCGAAGAGGAGAGAAACGCUGCUGCAUCAGCAGCUAACGAGACAAUGUCGAUGAUACUUAGGUUGCAGAGAGAAAAGGCUGAGAUACAGAUGGAAGCUAGGCAGUUCAAAGCGUUUGCUGAGGAGACAAUGACGCAUGAACAAGAAAAGGUAGCGGCUUUGGAGGAGCUGGUGUAUGAGAAAGAGCUGGCUAUCGAGGCCUUGUCUUAUGAGGUCGAAGCUUACAAGGAUAUGCUGAUGAGCUAUGGGAUAACAGAAGCAGAGAUGAAUGAUCAGAUAGACUCUAGCACGUGUGAAUACCCGUGUGAAUACACUUCUUUGAGAUGUAGUGUGGAUGAUGAGAACCUGAGUGGACCAGAUGGUGAUGUUGAGGUUGUGGAGAAGGUGAUGGUUGGUCAGUCUCCAAGAUGGUCAGUAGACUCUCCUAUGUCUAAUAGUAAUGAUAGAGUUUAUACUAUCGACUCAGUUCAUGAAGUGAAGAUUGACGAGGAGCCUAGUAAGAUGAGUAAGGGAACAGCGUUGAACGGUGAUCACUGGAAGUCUCUGACUCAGCAAGGAGUUAACGAGACAGAUAAUGAGAAGCUAUACACAAGGCUUCAAGCACUUGAGGCUGACAGGGAAUCACUGAGACAGGUCAUUGUAUCGAUGCGGACUGACCAAGCUCAGCUGGUGUUGCUGAAAGAGAUCGCACAGCAUUUAUCAAAGGAAACUGUCACAAGGCGAAACCCGGUUAGCAAAAUACCGUUUCUGAAAGCGUUCUCUGUAGGAACGGUCUUCAAGUGGAUUGUGUCUUUCGUUUCUUGGAGAGAGAAAGGCAAACAAAACAAGUAUGUGUACAAUCUGUCAGCAAACAAUAUGGGGAUGCUUAUGGUUCUAGGCGAGGGAUGUCCAACUAGAAGAUGGAGUUGCAUAACAAGUUCACAAGUCUAGAGACAUCCAUUAGUUUUCUCUCCUGUUAUAGCUUAGUGCAAAUUGAUUGUACAUUUUCUCUUUAUUGCAUGAAGACAUCCAAUCAAAACAUGUAUAGAUGAUUCUGAUUCUUGUU
Molecule: messenger RNA, 1701 nt
Organism: Raphanus sativus (radish)
Lineage: Eukaryota; Viridiplantae; Streptophyta; Magnoliopsida; Brassicales; Brassicaceae
Product: myosin-binding protein 7
Exons: 3
Coding region: 531-1586 (351 amino acids)
Source: RefSeq, a predicted model, not a curated record